AUGGAUAUUCCAGGUUCCUCCGCUAUGGAUACGAUAUCAGUGGCAAUGACAUCUCUCCCAAAAUCAAUACCUGUAUUAAGCAAUAUUUAUAAACUUUCGACUGAUAUUCGAGAAACUGCUGAACGAGUUGAAGUCAAUAAACAACAAUGUGGACAAUUGAGUGAACGUAUUGAUAUAUUGAUCGGAUUUUUGGCACAAAGAGAUCUAUCCGAUUGUUUGAAUGAAGCGAUGCAUAGGGCACUUCAUCGUUUCGAAACAUUUCUACGUCAAUGUCUUGACUUUAUCAGUACUUUUAUUGAAGCCAGCUGGUUUAAACGUAUCGUGAAUAACAAAGACUAUGAGAAAAAAUUUCUAGAUUUGAAUCGUGAACUAACUCAAUAUUCGAACGAUCUCAAUUUCGGUAUUGGAUUGAGUAAUAUACAGAAGAAUAAAGAGCAAAAUAAUAAUGCUCGAGCUGACAUCGAAUCGGAUGAAUCUGAUAAAUUUGAGAACAACUUUCCACAGCGGAAAACAUUCGAGAUGGCCGAUGAUGAUCAACACAUUGGGAUAACAAGCUGGGAAACUUCACGUAAAACAAACAACGUUCCUCACAUGAGUGCUGCAAGAACUGCCCUAAACUUUCAACAAGCACAAGAAAAUAUUUUUGUAUCUGGUUUAUGGAAGUAUCAAUAUUAUCAAUAUAAUCAAUGGCAUGGACCCUUUCAACAUCAAAUUGUCUUUAAUCCAAUGACUAGAACACUAAACGGUUACGGACAAGAUAAUGUUGGUCAAUAUGUAUUAAACGGAUCAUUCUCAGAAGUAACUGGAAAAAUUGAGAUGACACAACGUUAUCAAAUCGGUACAGGAAAUCCGAAUUUAAAUUUGGGCCAUCAAGAUAUGAUUCAACUUAGUUGGGACGCAUCAAGAAAAGUAUUCAAAGGCAUAGCAUAUUCACAAGCUGGAGGAUGUUAUAUACCAGGGGCGCUUAUCGAAAUGUCACUUGCCUAA
Messenger RNA from Rotaria sordida, 987 nucleotides. The record is from the annotation of a GenBank genome assembly. NCBI's taxonomy places the organism in Eukaryota, Metazoa, Rotifera, Eurotatoria, Philodinida, Philodinidae.